This is a messenger RNA of Fomitopsis serialis, 1062 nucleotides long. Its product is annotated as WD40-repeat-containing domain protein. Gene Ontology annotation, molecular function: protein binding. NCBI's taxonomy places the organism in Eukaryota, Fungi, Basidiomycota, Agaricomycetes, Polyporales, Fomitopsidaceae. Bases 1 to 1062 code for a protein of 353 amino acids. The record is from RefSeq and is a predicted model, not a curated record. The transcript has 6 exons.
AUGGCCAACACCGCUUACGUCGAUCUGCAUGUCUUGCAUAACGGUCAUUGUCUGACUGUGAACUGCGUCGCGUUCUCUUCUGACGGCCAAUAUCUGGCGAGUGGCAGCGACGACAGGUGCCUUCUCAUAUGGAAUGUCAAAGACGGAGCUCUCCUCUACCGCCUACACUUCAAAAGUGCAGUCGAUAGUGUGAUAUGGCACCCGGUACAUCCAGAGACUGUCGUUGUAGGUUGCGAGGACGGGAGCAUUCACCAGAUGCGUGGUUUCUCAAUCGAUGGUCACGAAAAGUUUGACGUGAGGCUUGGUGUUAAGGGCCCAGUGCACUUUCUACAAUACAAUGCCGACGUUAGCUGCCUCGCGGCGGCUGUCGGCCCAGAGGUACAUGUUACUAAGGAGCAGGACAAAGAUACGUAUACCGGAGGCUUGAAAUUAGCUUCACCACCACCGUUAGCCGCUGCCGCUUCUACGAGUCGCGACGACGUCGAACAGCGUGAUACGCGCCUGCGGGUCACAGGGAUCCACUUUAGCAGGAAGGGUCGUGUCAUCAUAGCGUCGUACGUCGCACAUGGCAUCAUAGCGUACGACCUGGUCAAGCGCGAGCAACUCUGGCACAUCGCUCCGACCGAAGAUGCACCGAUGAUUGCUUCGUCUGCGCUGUCUCCGGAUUGCAAACAACUUAUGGCCUACCAUCUCCAGAAGGGCUUGCGCUGCUAUGCCGUCGCCACAUAUUUCGCCAAGCCCAGCCGGUGCAAGUACGAGUUCGAUGAGCCGCAAACAAGUCGUCUCUCGUUGCAGAUGUCGUUUCUUCACGGGGGCAAAGCUGUUGUUUGUGGAACUACUACAGGCAAGGUCUGUAUAUGGGACAUUGAGACGGGAGAGCUUUACCAGAAACUGCCGCAUGAUAGUGAGUCCGCAGAUACUGCACAACAGGCGCAUCAAACAGGUGCCUUCAGUUAUAUCGCAACGGGAUCCUCCGGAACGGGACAGCAUACAUAUAUCAAGAUAUGGCGCGCAAGGAACAGUAAGCUCAGGCUCGGGACAGUUAGUUGUGUCGUCGGCUGA